This is a messenger RNA of Dreissena polymorpha, 989 nucleotides long. RefSeq lists its product as uncharacterized. The transcript has 3 exons. The coding region runs from base 41 to 388 and encodes 115 amino acids. NCBI's taxonomy places the organism in Eukaryota, Metazoa, Mollusca, Bivalvia, Myida, Dreissenidae. The record is from RefSeq and is a predicted model, not a curated record.
UGUCAUAAGAACCUUAAGUAACGGAACUUUUCCAUUCAUAAUGAACGCAGCAACCCACAACGAGGUUGACGAAAGCCGUUAUUGGAGUAACUUUUAUGAACUUUGUAGACGAAUAUGGCUAAACGAUCGAGAUAGAAAUUUGUUCCAAAACAUACUGCGGACAGAGUUUGAAAGUCUGCCUCCAUUCUUUGCCGAGACCAUCCUCAUGGGAAGGUCUCAAGAAACAAUCAUCAACUCCCAACAAAACACCGGGCGAACUGAGACCAGUCAGCAACUCGAAGUGGUGUUCCGAGCUGUUGUUGACAGGAUCUCCAUGCUAUGCGCCUACUAUCAGUCAAUCAAUGACUGCCCCAACAUUAGAAGAUACUGCUUCAAUGUUACCUGUUAGUUCAAGUGUUCAAUACAGCUUCAAUUUUACCUGUUAGUUCAACUUUCCAAUGCUACUUUAAUGUUACCUGUUAGUUCAACUGUACAAUACUGCUUCAAUUUUGCCUGUUAGUUCAACUGUACAAUGCUGCAUCAAUGUUACCUGUUAGUUCAACUGUACAAUACUGCUUCAAUGUUAUCUGUUAGUUCAACUGCACAAUACUUCUUAAUUUUCAAAUGUUGUAAACAUAAUCAAAAUAUGUUCAAGUUUACUUCUUUUUACCAGAACUAAUAAGUAAGUUAAAGUCCUGACACGUUCGUUAUAUAAAAAGUAUAGCACACCAAGAGAGAAACCAUUAAAUAACAUGUGAACCUCUAUGUUUGGCAUUAUAUCAUAUACUUAAAAGUAUUAUGUUCAAAACGUGUACCAGACAAGACAUAUAAGUGAACACAACAUACAAAAUAUGACUUGAAAUACAGUUUACUUAUUUGAACCGUAAAUGCAAACAUGUUAGGGGCUUAAACCAGUUAAUAGGAACUCCAAAACGCACAUUCCGCAUUAAUUUCAAAACAUGUUAAUGCGUAUAAUAAUAAUUCUUAUAGAAUAUCAAUUCAAUUUUAAA